This is a messenger RNA of Anopheles cruzii, 3292 nucleotides long. Its product is annotated as small G protein signaling modulator 3 homolog. The transcript is spliced from 2 exons. The record is from RefSeq and is a predicted model, not a curated record. Gene Ontology annotation, molecular function: protein binding. Lineage: Eukaryota; Metazoa; Arthropoda; Insecta; Diptera; Culicidae. The coding region runs from base 1 to 2409 and encodes 802 amino acids.
AUGUCUUUCUUUGGCUCACGCGACCAUGAAGGCUACGUUGGCAGAGAGGAACAUAUGAGAAAACUGGAAUCGGCCAACUCGGAGGACGAUGGUGAACUGGUGGAGCUUCCGCUCGGUGGUCUGCAUAUCGCCGAAGGGGUCCGACCGACGGCCGGUGGACCCUUCUCGGCACUCACACCGUCGAUGUGGCCACAGGACAUACUGACCCAGCUCGGCCAGCCGGAUCCGGACGAACCACCCAGCAAUCAGCACCAUCAGCUGGACUUCGACGAGUUUGGCUUUCGCGUCGAGGAGGAGGACGGCCCGGAGCCGAGCCCCAACAACAAGCCGCUCAGCACCCCGUUCAUCAUCGAAGAUCCGGGCCCGUGGAUCGCACAUCUUGAGUUUUCGCACAGCAAAGAAGCGACCGCACUGACAUGGGAAGCCGUGGACGUGGUGCUACCGCGCACCGAAAAACUGCGCACCAUGGUCCGGGCCGGCAUUCCACACUCGCUGCGGCCCCAGAUCUGGAUGCGGCUGUCGGGCGCACUGCAGAAGAAGCUCAAGUCCGAAACGAGCUACCAGGAGAUUGUGAAAGCGUCCACCAACGAUCAGCUCAUGACGUCGAAGCAGAUCGAGAAGGAUCUGCUGCGCAUCAUGCCGACGAACGCGUGCUUCAGUUCGCUUAGCAGCACCGGCGUGCCCCGGUUGAGGCGCAUUCUGCGUGGUAUCGCUUGGCUGUACCCGGACAUUGGCUACUGUCAAGGGACGGGUGUGAUUGCGGCCUCGUUGUUGCUGCUGCUGGAGGAGGAGGACGCCUUCUGGAUGAUGGCCACGAUUGUGGAGGACCUGCUUCCCGCCUCGUACUACUCCUCGACCCUGCUGGGCAUCCAGGCCGACCAGCGCGUUAUGCAAACGCUGAUCGGCAACUACCUCACGGCCGUCGACGAUACACUCAAGAGCCACGACAUCGAACUGUCGCUCAUCACGCUCCACUGGUUUCUGACGCUCUUCGCCAGCGUCGUGCCCAUGAAAAUCUUGCUCCGCAUCUGGGACUGGUUCUUCUACGACGGAUCGAUCGUCCUGUUUCAGCUGACGCUCGGGCUGCUCAAGAUCAAAGAGCCGACGGUGAAGCAUCUGGAGAAUUCGGCCCAAAUUUUCAACUCACUUUCCGAUCUGCCCGGCGACAUAGACAAUGUGGAGGCCCUGUUCGAGGUGUCGCUCGAAGUGGCCGGUUCCCUGUCGUCGAUGAUCAUCGAAACGCACCGGCGGCGCCAUCUCGCGUAUCUGAUGGCGGACCAGGGUGGGCUGGUGGGUAACCCGGAGGCGGCCUCGAACCUACCGAAGCAACAGUUGGCCCGGCGGCAGAUGAAAAAAUCCAAAUCCAUGCUCCAGACGAUCCUGUUCGGGGCGGGCGGGGAGGGCGGCGAGGAACUGAAGUGCAAAAACAUUCGCAUCACCGAGCAGCUGGUCGAUUUGCGGGACGCGAUUCUGAAGGUUUCGCGCCACUUUCUAGCGAUCGAGCCGAAACUGGCGGCCCACAUCGCGCUGGUGGCCGACUACGGGAUGGACAGUCACGCCAAAGAUCACGAGCGGUACAUCAAUGUGUCGAGAACGCGCAGUCGGAGGGCGAAAGCGUUGCACGACUUCGAGCGGCACGAUGACGACGAGCUCGGUUUCCGGAAGAACGACAUCAUCACGAUCGUGAGCCAAAAAGACGAACACUGCUGGGUCGGCGAGUUGAACGGGCUGCGGGGUUGGUUUCCGGCCAAGUUUGUUGAGCUGCUCGACGAACGGAGCAAGCAGUACAGUUGCGCCGGCGAUGAUGCCAUCUCGGAGACGGUGACCGAUCUGGUGCGGGGCACACUGGCCCCCACCAUCAAACAGGUGCUGGAGCAUGGUAUGAAGCAACCCUCGUUCCUGGGUGGGCCCUGCCAUCCGUGGCUGUUCAUCGAGGAAGCGGCCACGCGCGAGGUGGAGAAAGACUUCGAGUCGGUCUACUCGCGGUUGGUGCUGUGCAAAACGUACCGACUGGACGAGGACGGAAAGGUGCUGACGCCGGAGGAGCUGCUGUACCGUUGUGUGCAAUCGGUGAACCAGAGCCACGAUGCGGCCCACGCACCGAUGGACGUUAAGCUGCGAUCCCUGAUCUGUCUGGGGCUGAACGAACAGGUUUUGCACCUGUGGCUCGAAACACUGGCCGGCUGCACCGAGGUCGUCCAAAAAUGGUAUCAACCGUGGAGCUUCGUCUAUUCGCCCGGCUGGGUGCAAAUCAAGUGCGAACUCCGGCUCCUGUCUCAGUUUGCCUUCAAUCUCAACCCAAACUGGGAGCUGCCGGCCAAACGGGAAGCGGGCACGGGAAGCCAGCCGCUAAAGGAUGGCGUGCGCGAUAUGCUCGUCAAGCACCACCUGUUCUCGUGGGAUCUUUAAUAGUUUGCCAGUCGCUGGUGCCCUGUUUUUAGUUGCAAUCGCGCUCUGAGCGUGUCCGAGCGUGUUGUUCCACGAUGUGUUUUUCGUUCCAUGCACCGUUCCUUUACUUUGUUUUGUUAACAUAUUCAUACUUGAGUGACGAUCGUUUUAAUUAUUUUAGUAGAAUUGAUUUUACCCUAUCCGGCCCAACAGCCGUGUGUGACACGAUUUUAAGACUAGAGAAACGUUACGUUUUAUUGUGCGCGGUCAACUUAAGACAACCCGUUUAUUUUUUACUACUACUACCGUGUUCCGCGUCCUUGCGUGCUGCAGUAUUAACCUCGACCCUCGGUUCCUUGCUGGGCGCGCGGGAAGAUGUGGAAUUUUGCACUCGAUGGCACUUCAUUCGCUCCUCAUUCGCUUAAUUUUGUUUUAGAAACGAGCAGCUUCGGCAAACAAUUUUAGACAUUACGCCAUCGCGAGUGUAGAAAGGAAAAGAUAAACCAGGGUCAAUCAUGUGCUCGCCGUCUUUGUGUCGCCAAAAACUAUUCCAUUACCGUUGCGUACCGUGUGUACGUGUAAUCGUGUUCCGCCGGAUCAUUCCGCGUGUGUUCCGCACACUUUUACUCCACUGUGGGGGGUUUUGCGAUGUCGAAAGGAUGUGUAUGGCGGCCGAUCUUAGAUAGAAUUAUGUACAAUAUUAGGUGGCAAAAGAAGAAACCUCCUUCGCCCGAAAGCCACCGUGGGGGGGAGGCAAGAGACGAAACAUUAAACUGAUGAGUGCAAAAGUAAACGCUUUACCGCCUUUAACCAAAAGAAACCGCGUGUAGGAGGACAAAUCAAAUAUAGAUCAUAAAUCGCCUCCGCCGCUCUAUGCACUACUAAAAUAAAUAAAUACUAUCAC